This is a messenger RNA of Megalobrama amblycephala (Wuchang bream), 3596 nucleotides long. RefSeq names its product LHFPL tetraspan subfamily member 3 (gene lhfpl3). Gene Ontology annotation, biological process: sensory perception of sound. The record is from RefSeq and is a predicted model, not a curated record. The transcript has 4 exons. Bases 1589 to 2263 code for a protein of 224 amino acids. Lineage: Eukaryota; Metazoa; Chordata; Actinopteri; Cypriniformes; Xenocyprididae. Gene Ontology annotation, cellular component: plasma membrane.
GAGUGACAGACGCAGACUGAAUAUUCGGGUGUGCCAGAAAUCUGCGCUGUUCGCUCGAGCGCUCUCCAUCCCCGCGAGCGCGUCUCAUUGAGAUCUACACGCGCGGCAUGAAUCUCAUCCCAGCGUUUGUUCACUCACACGACAUCACUGUGGUCAGGUGUAAUGUGUUUUAUUGCUCUGAGAUGUGCGCGCAGGAUUAAAUCGGAUGGAGCAGUGGUACGCCGUUAAGCCAGUAACCGAGAGGAAAGCUAUAUUUGCGUAUUGCAACUGUCUGUGCGUGUAAAUCUGAGAAGAAUGGACACGCAAAAUAUGAUGCAGUGCAAGUGUCGUCAUCUGAACAUCCGCUAUUUCUCUUAAACGCAACAGCACAGCAAGAUUUAUCACGGAAAUCCUUCAUAUCUUGUAAUAGCCUCAUGGAAGCAACCAUUUGGACUGUGUAAGGUAGAUUAUUGUUUGUAUAAAUACAUAUUUUAGUAUAUAAACGUCUUUAAUCUCUUGAUUGUUUGAUUUGGCUAUUCGCAAACCAUCUAAGUAUUAUUAAUUUAUUCGGGUCAUCAUUAAGUAUUCAUACUGACAUUUAUCUCUGAUGCACUGGAAUGCGUCUUCUUCAUAUGAGCUGUGUCUUCAUAUGAGUUUAGUCAUUAUUUUUGCCCUCCCAAGUGUGAUUAUUCACCUUAAUGAGAUCGUUUGGCUGAAUGAUGCGGAUGCAUAGAGACUGAAUGAGAGGAGAGCUGGAACAGAACAUCAUCGGAGUCACGGACAGACUGCCACAUCCACGCUGAACGAAUCACUUUGACAUCUGGCACCAAAACUGCUUAGUCUGUCGCGACAUCUGUGAGCUGUAUGGUCUGUACUUGAGUUUAGGUUACACCCCAAGCAACAUCUAGAGAGGACUGACUCCGGAUUGAAUCCACGGCGGACCCAAGUCUAAACUAAAUGCAGAGAGAACUUUGUCUAGACUGAGUCCAUAAAUGACCUGAAACUGGAUUCAUUCCAGAAUCCAGACACAAUCCAGACAGGAUCUGAAUCUGGACUCAAUCCAGAUAGAAUCUGAAUCCAUAAAGGAACUGAAUCUGGACUCAAUCCAGAUAGAAUCUGAAUCCAUAAAGGAACUGAAUCUGGACUCAAUCCAGAUAGAAUCUGAAUCCAUAAAGGAACUAAAUCUGGACUCAAUCCAGACAGAAUCUGAAUCCAUAAAGGAACUAAAUCUGGACUCAAUCCAGAUAGGAGCUGAAUCCAGACUAAAUCUGUAAAGGAUCUGAGUGCAGUUUAAAACCACUGUGGAUCUAAAUCCAAACUGAAUCCUGGACUGAAUCCAGAUAGGAAUUGAACCCAGUCUUAAUCCAGAUAGGAUCUGAAUCUAGACUGAAUCCACAAAGGACCUAAAUCUGGACUGAAUGCAGACAGGACCUAAAUCCAGACUCAAUCCAAUCUAGGCUUAAAUCCAAAUUGAAUCCAGAUAAAACCUAAAUCUAGAUUCAAUCCAGAUCGAAGCAGAAUUCAGGUUUAGAACUGAAUCCAGACUAAACCUAAUCCAGGCUGAAUCCAUAGGGGACCUAUUUGAAUCCAUAAAAUACUGAAUCCAUCUAUGAUACCUGGGACACCUGCAGUGAUGCUCCCAGCCACGGAGGCAGCCAAGAUCUACCAGACCAACUACGUCAGGAACUCUCGAGCCAUCGGGGUCCUGUGGGCCAUCUUCACCAUCCUCUUCGCCAUAGUCAACGUGGUAUGUUUUGUUCAGCCCUACUGGAUUGGGGAUGGCAUGGACACGCCACAGGCCGGCUACUUCGGCCUCUUUCACUACUGCAUAGGAAGCGGAAUCUCCCGGGACCUGACGUGCCAGGGGAGCUUCACAGAGUUCGGCUCCAUCCCGUCUAGCGCCUUCAAAGCGGCGUCUUUCUUCAUUGGGAUGUCCAUGGUGCUGGUCCUCUCCUGCAUCGGCUGCUUCGCUCUCUUCUUCUUCUGCAGUACAGCCACUGUGUAUAAGAUCUGCGGGUGGAUGCAGCUGGCAGCAGGUACGUGUCUGGUGUUGGGCUGCAUGAUAUAUCCUGACGGCUGGGAUGCUGAUGAGGUGAAGAGGAUGUGCGGAGAAGGGACGGACAAAUACACCAUCGGAGCAUGCUCAGUGCGCUGGGCGUACAUCCUGGCUAUUAUGGGCAUCCUGGACGCCCUUAUUCUCUCUUUCCUGGCCUUCGUUUUGGGCAACAGGCAGGAUGGACUCAUGUCCGAGGAGCUGCUGGGAGACAAGAGUGGAAAUGCAUAGAUGCCAGAUACACUCAGGUGUUUCUGUCUCGUUUAAGGAAAAUUUUAUGUGAAAUCACAAUCCAGCUUUACCCAUCAUCCUGAGGGCAGGAAGCCUGACUGCAACGGUUUGAAAAACGUUAAAGCGAAGGAUGCAAACAGGGUGAAUAGAGUUGGGAACUUGCUGCUUUUCUGUCCAUAUCCCUUCUUUUCACUUCACUCCCUGGAAUUGCUUCUCAACAAAUCCCUACCCUAGUUUGAUUUACCGUGUUCUGUGCUACUAACAUGAUAGGGCAGCUAAUGCACCAUUUAGAAGCAAGUUUGACUUGGAAUAAUAAUAAUAAUAAUAAAAAAAAAAAGAGUUAUUUAUUUUACGUUGUGUGCUCUUCUUCAGGCCUGCAUUACAAUAAUGUUAAUAUUUUGGGAUUUAAGAAUUACUGUAAAACACUGUUCUAUUUGACUGGAUUGGAUUAUAAUGUAUACUAAUAGAGAAGGAAACGUUCACAGGCUUGAAUUGUGGGAUGUACACUCUCUGGCACAGAGCUGCAACACAGUCACUAUCACCCCGGACGGACAAAAAAAAAAAAAAAAAAAAAAAGGGACACUGAAUCUUGACCCCUUUUUCUCUGAGAGCCAGUCUACAUGCAACAAGUGAUCAUUUAUUGGGUUUCAAAUGUACAAUUAUUUCACCGCAACGCUAUCCAACAUUGUUUAAAGGGGUAUGUAAACAGAAGGUGAGAGUUCACUGUUAAUAUAUUUAAAUAAAAUACGUGUCAAAAUUAGGGGCAGACAUCUCUGCCAUUAGUAAUUGUGCACAAGCCAAGUAUAUACAGAAGUAGGAGAGUGUUUUAAGUAUUAUGUAUUGAGUGUAUAUGUUGAAUUUCUGUAUGUCUCUAAUUCGAUAUUUACUUCUCGGCAGUGUUGGUGCUGUAUAGUUAUGUGUGCCAUAAUUAUGAUGUUCUCAGCUGGUACCGUUUUGUACUCUUGGUAUAGUCAUUCUGUCCCACCAAGAUAAACGAACGCCAAUCAAAAAAAGAAAAUGUCAUGAGAAAACCUGGAGGAUGUGGUUUCAAAAAGCAAACACCCACAGGAAAUGACUUCACUGUGUACCUAGUGCCACUCCCUCCUUUCUUGGACAGCUGAAGAGUUUGGAUGAUACUGGAUGAAGUUCUGAAGGGUAAGAAAAGUGAAAGAAAAAAAUGUUUCACUUUAUUUAUUGGGUGUCUGUCUUGUCGGAUGUUGUAUGUAGAAAAUGAUGUAAAUACACCAUUAAAAUGUAUUAGUUAUAAAAGUUCAUUAAAGACAAUUCACCCACAUUAACGAAUAAAGAUUUUACCUCUGCAGACUAAAGUCAA